Messenger RNA from Nipponia nippon (crested ibis), 254 nucleotides. Lineage: Eukaryota; Metazoa; Chordata; Aves; Pelecaniformes; Threskiornithidae. The record is from RefSeq and is a predicted model, not a curated record.
UUCCAGGAGCCGGCCUCCGCCUUCGCCUCCUUCCUCAACGGCCUGGCCAGCUUCGUCAUGCUGCUGCGCUACAAGGCCGCCGUCCCCCCCGCCUCCCCCAUGUACCCCACCUGCGUCGCCUUCGCCUGGGUCUCCUUAAACGCCUGGUUCUGGUCCACUGUUUUCCACACGAGGGACACGGCUGUGACAGAGAAACUGGACUAUUUCUGCGCUUCGGCCGUCGUCCUGCACUCCGUGUACCUGUGCUGCGUCAG